CAGUGUCUCUUAAAAUGGAAUCAGGUUGAACGGUCCAGAGUCCAUUCAUCCGUGGGCCACCACUAUACAGAAGGAAUGGGUGGUUUGAACACAAUUCCCAAUGGUCGAUGAUCAACAUACAUGUGUGGCCCACCUGACGAACAGAACGACCUGAUUUUUUCAUAUCAUCAUAUUGAAGGUGGGGCCCACCUUAUGCCCCAAUCGGAUGUUUGGCAUGCUUUCCAGGUUGACACGGGUGCAGCGUGUAAAAGCGCGUGCAUAGCUAGGACUCGGGGUUCCAAACUUCGUGUUUCCAAUAGCGGGUUUCAAAUUUCAAACUGAGAAAAACUAUGAUACUCUGGUAGAGUGCGUGGAUGAUACGCUAGCACUUGCAAAAAUUAUUUAUGUGGAAUAUAAUUAAUUUAAAUUAAACUGUCGAAGUUGUGGGUCCCAGUUUAUAUGUAUCAUGAAACAAAAUACAGGCCUAUUUCAUUAGUUGGAUAUCCGAUUGAUACGGUCAAAAUCUGAAAACAUCCAACGGUCCUAUGUCAACAAACAAGUGUAAACGAAUCAGAGGUUAGGAUUGUUUAAGAAAUCUCUAGUCUGAAUUAGAAAUAGUGACUCCCAGAAUUUAGUUGGUUUAAUUUGAAUUAAUACAUCCCUCAUGUGGAAUUUCUAAGCGCCGGACUAUCAAGCGUCAUCGCCGCCGGAGUAUCGAAACAACUCCCCAUUCAAAAUUAAAAGCUUAUUAACUAACGGCUCUGCGCCUUUCCAACGGUCAAAACCUGCCAUACCCUUCUCUCAGUUCCAUUUCAUCCUUUCAGUUCACCAACGAAACCCGUUUCUCUCCUCAACCGUCUGAAAAACACAAAAACCCAUCUCUCUCUCUCUCUCUCUCUCUCUCUCUCUCUCUCUCUCUCUCUCUCUCGCUCUCCUUUUAUGUGAUUUCUGAAAAUUCAAUGGCAACUCCAACGGUACCAAAAACCCCCAAAACCGCCACAUUCUCAAGUCCCUCUAAUCUGUCAAAUGCUGCGGCUAAAGUUCGUGUCGUUGUUCGAAUCCGGCCCUUCCUUGCUUCGGAGAUUGCAGCGAUAGGAGGAAACCCAACCCCUUGCGUCUCCAUUCUCAAUCCAGAACGUGGGUCCCACGAGGAAGUUGCCGUUCAUAUCAAAGAUCAAGAAACCAGCCGUAACGAGUGUUACAAGUUAGAUUCUUUCUUCGGGCAAGAUGACAAUGUGGGUCAGAUUUUCCAAAAAGAAGUCAGCCCUGUUAUUCCAGGAAUUUUCGAUGGUUGUAAUGCGACUGUCUUUGCAUACGGAGCGACGGGCAGCGGAAAAACCUACACAAUGCAGGGUACUGAUGAGCAGCCAGGCUUAAUGCCGUUGGCCAUGUCAACCAUCUUAUCAAUGUGUGAAAACACAGGAAGCUCUGUUGGGAUUUCAUAUUAUGAAGUUUACAUGGAUCGGUGUUACGAUCUCCUGGAGCCGAAAGUGAAGGAGAUUUCAGUGUUGGAAGAUAAGGACGGACGGGUUCAACUUAAGGGACUUUCUCAGGUUCCUGUGCAGUCGAUGUCUGAGUUCCAUGAGAUUCUUUCUUCUGGGAUCCAAAGGCGUAAAGUAGCACAUACGGGUCUUAAUGAUGUCUCAAGUAGAAGCCAUGGGAUACUGAUGAUCGUUGUUUCUUCUCCCUGUGGUGAUGGCUCCUGCAGUGCCAUUACUGGGAAGCUGAAUUUGAUAGACUUGGCAGGUAAUGAAGAUAACAGGAGGACUGGUAACGAAGGCAUCCGUUUACAAGAAAGUGCAAAGAUCAACCAGUCCUUAUUCGCCUUGUCGAAUGUGAUAUAUGCUCUUAAUAACAACGAAUACCGAGUGCCUUACCGAGAAAGCAAGUUGACAAGGAUCCUUCAGGAUUCUCUUGGUGGAACCAGCCGUGCGCUGAUGAUAGCUUGUUUGAAUCCUGCGUCAUAUCAAGAAGCUGUUCAUACCGUCAGCUUGGCUGCUCGGUCGCGCCAGAUUGUAAAUUACAUUUCUUCUGCUAAGAAACAAGAUACCCCAAAAGUGAAAGUCGACAUGGAGGCCAAGCUACGUGCUUGGCUCGAAUCUAAAGGCAAGACACAGAGUGCACAGAGAAUUGGAGCAGCGAAUUCUCCAUUCAUGGGCAAAACACCUGCUUCUGUGAGCUCCUCAAAGAAACCCAAUUUGAUUCGAUCCUCUACAAAGGUGUCCACUAAUCAAAGGGUAUCGAAUGUGAAAGGGAGAAAACUAUUCGAUUUUGAAGCUCGAGCUACAGCCGCCACAGAGGAAAGUUAUUUAUCAAAUGCUCCGAUCAAUGGAGACACUUCUAUAAAAGAUGCAUCCCUUCAUGAAGUAGAGGAUUCUAGAGAUGGAUUUAAAACUAUGCAAGAUGUUGAUUCAAACCUUUCUAAAGGCAAAAGCUGUGAUGAGCAGCUGAAUACUCUAUCUAAUAUCAUGAAACAUUGUGAAUCUGCUGUUCAUGAAGAAGAGAAGGAUCAUGGUGGCAAUACUGACCAGUUAAAGCCAUCAACAUAUGAGUCUUUGGGCAAGGAGAACGUGUCUACUGAUUUUGUGGGAUCAUCGUCAAUAAGUGAAAGAAUAAUAGCACUACAAAAUUCUCUAAGAAAAGCUCUCUCCCCUAACUGCUCCAAUAUAAAUGGUGCCCACAAUGAUGAGUCCUUGCGCAAGGAGUAUAUGUCUAUGGAUUUUGUGGAAUCGCCACCCAUAAGCGAAAGGGUUAGAGCACUACAACAAUCUCUGAGAAAAGUUCUCUCCCCAAUCCCUUCUUAUUCAAAUAUGACAACACCACACAAGGACUUGUUAUCAGAUGACCGAGUUUGUUUGGUUCUCUUUGAGCCAAGAACUCCAAAAACACCCUAUGUUUUUACUUGUGAUAAUGACGGUGUCCAAAUGAAUGGCACUCCACUUGAGAAAUUCAACUCCCGCAGCUAUAAUUUGAAGAGCUCUCUUGUUCAAGACUACCUUGCAUUCUUGAAUACCGCCAGCAAGGAGGAAUUGCUAGGACUAAAGGGUAUUGGACAGAAGAGAGCUGAUCACAUUCUCCAACUCAGGGAGACAACACCCCAGGCAUUUACAUCAUUGUCUGAUUUGGAGAAGAUUGGCCUUUCAUCAAAACAGGUCAAUGAUAUGUUUAGAAUGAUGGCAAGAGGAAUCUUCAGCUGAGAAAGAUGGGCCAUUUGUCUUCUUUAUGUGGUCCCAAAACAUGGACCGUUGUCUAUCAUAUCAUCCAAUAUCUGUAUUUAUAAUUCACGUUUUCUGAUCUUUGGUUGAGAAGAUCAAUAUCCUACAAUAUCAGUUGUAGGUAGUGUGACUUCGUUGAGUGUGUAGACGAAUGAGAUUGUCAGAAAAUCAAAUUCAGUUUCCACC
This is a messenger RNA of Magnolia sinica, 3380 nucleotides long. RefSeq names its product kinesin-like protein KIN-10C. Lineage: Eukaryota; Viridiplantae; Streptophyta; Magnoliopsida; Magnoliales; Magnoliaceae. Gene Ontology annotation, molecular function: DNA binding; microtubule binding; ATP binding. Gene Ontology annotation, biological process: mitotic spindle organization; microtubule-based movement. The record is from RefSeq and is a predicted model, not a curated record. The coding region runs from base 939 to 3176 and encodes 745 amino acids. The transcript has 17 exons.